AGCUCCUAUAUAUUUCAUACAAGAUGUUUCAGGAUUCGCUGCUGAUUAUUAAGCCUGAUUAUUUGCAUAAGCGUCGGCCUGUGCUGCUAAAGCUGCUGGCCUCUGGAUUUCAACUACAGGGCAGUCGUAAACUGAAUUUCUCACCCGAGCUGGCCGCCGAAUUCUACUCCGAGUAUGCAGAAGAAAAGGGCUUUAUGCUGGAGGUUAUACUGCUGUCCAAGGGCAUAUCGGAAGCUUUUAUAGUAACCAAAGUGAAUGGAGUGCAAGAUUUGCUUAAUAUUAUGAUUUGCUACUUUGGCUCUUCUUCGGAGCUGGAACGCAAUAUACAUGUCACCAAGCAUCCGGAUAGCGUUGCACGCGAAAUUACUUUUAUCUUUCCCAACUAUAUACAUGAGCCUAUUCCACUGUUUGAUCGCAAUCGCUUCUGCAAUCGUCCCAUGCUCAAGCCGCUUCUAUCGGAGAUCUAUGACAUUUUGCAGAAUGUGGAUUGCAGCCAGGAGGACUGGAAAGUGCGUGUUGCUGACUAUAUGGUGCGCAGUAAUCCUGCCAUGCCGCUUAUUACCAAUCAGUGUCUGCUGAAUCCGGACAUAAGCAUGCAGGAGAAGUCGCAGCAGACAAUUAUGACCUACAAGUCGCCGGAUAAGGCAGCGCAGCCUAAAGCAAAGACCAAGAGCGAAAGCACCAGCUCCAUGAUAUCGAGCAGCUCGCCACACUCUUCGCUGCUGAUGACCUCAUCCUCUUGUGUUACCUGUGGCGGCUUCGAUCACAGCGAGCCUUGCAUCUCCGAGCUGGAUCUGACCAAGCGCGUCGAACCGCAAAGCGAUGAGCCCAUAUGCGAGGAUGAAGAAAUUAUUUGGAAGGAGAUUAUUGUAUACGAAGAAGAAGCAGCUGAGGAAGAGGAGGAUCAACAGCUGCCAAAGAUAGGUUGGGAGGAUGAGCAUGGCCCCGAGAUUGAGCAUGAAAGAUCAAUAUCGAACGAGUCUGAGAUAGAGGAACGUAUAGAACAAGUAGCAGAUUUGGAGGAAGCAGAACCUGCUGCUGCGGCAGAACCAGCUGCAGCGGAGGCUGCGCCGGCAGAAGCACCAGCGCCAGCUCCAGAGCCAGUUGCAGCACCAGAGCCUGCACCACCAGCUGCUGAAGAGCCAGCUCCACCACCACCACCACCAGCUGAAGAGCCUGCUCCGCCAGCGGCUGAGGAGCCACCCGCAGAGCCCGAAGCUGAGCCUGCCGCCGCAGAGGAGGCGCAGGCUGACUAGAAGGCUUUACCUGUUGCCCGCCAGUUUAAGUUUGAUUCUUUUUUGUUUGCUGUUUACUUUUAGCUGAAAAAAAAAUUGUAUGUGUAUAAUAGACAAACAGGAAGGCUACCCCACCACAGUGGGGGAGGAUGCAUUGCGCAUUUGCUUGUGGUAGGCAACGAGGUAGCCGCAGAUACUUUUCACUCAUGCACACUUUACACUCACAACAAAUCUCAGCGUGUGCAGCUGGCACAUUCAGACAGAACGUAAUCCUAUCCAUGGCACAAUAAACAGGCAAAGUGCACAAGUCAAAUGCGUUUUGUUGCUUGGAUAGAUAGUUAAGGAUGUGGGAGCUCAAGCACCUGUGCGAAUGGCGGGAAUGGGCAAA
This is a messenger RNA of Drosophila busckii, 1623 nucleotides long. Its product is annotated as fibrous sheath CABYR-binding protein. The record is from RefSeq and is a predicted model, not a curated record. Lineage: Eukaryota; Metazoa; Arthropoda; Insecta; Diptera; Drosophilidae. The transcript has 3 exons. Gene Ontology annotation, biological process: negative regulation of oxidative stress-induced intrinsic apoptotic signaling pathway. The coding region runs from base 24 to 1256 and encodes 410 amino acids.